AGUUCCGCCGCCGCCGUCUUGACUCGCUUGCUCAGAUCUGCUCGCUUGCUCGCCAGAGUUCCUUCAUCCAGAAAUUCUCGCCAUUGGAGUGCCGUACGCGGCAAGGCCACUUCGCAGGCGCGGUCGGAUACCGCCCACUCACCGUCUGGAGCCGGGACAGAGCCAACGGGAACAAGGAAGCGCAGCUGCAGGUGGAACGGAGAAGAGCGCGAGGGAUCGUCAUGGAGGCGCCAUGGCUGCAAACUAGUCGAGUGAGAGGCAAGAAUGCCUGGAACGGACUCCGGCGGGGUGCGCUCUUCUGGCCCGUCGUGACCUCUGUGCUGCGCCGGCGGAAAGGUGGGCGGGCGGAGGUGUUUGAGAAAAUACCGCUGCCGGUGAGAGACUCCCGGUCCCGGAACGCAUCCGGUGCGGGUCGCCAUCCCAUCAACACGGUGACAACUUUCCCUUGGUUGUCUGCCAUGAGUGCGCUGCGAAUGGAAACAAAUUGGAUUGGCAGUCAGCUGGUGUCCCGUUUUGGUGGAAUACUCUGCAGCGCGGGUGUUCACGGAAAUUCUGUAGGAAGAAGUCAAUACGGUGCCGAGAUAAUAUCUAAACGAGCUCUACCUGCCAAGAGUACCAGACGUUUCGUGGAAAAGAGAUGCCAGUCAGUUUUUUUUCUGCUGUGGUUCAGUUUAGGUGUUCAAUGGAAUAUGAUACCAUUCAAUAUUCAUGGAAGUGAACAGCUCGAAAGCAUGUGACCAUUCCAGUCGUAGCAUUGGAACUUUCAGUCAAUGGAGAUGCAACAUCUGGCUUGGGGUGACUGGGUACUGAGGUCUCUAAGGUAGACCUUCCAGAAGACCAACCCCCGGCAAGAGCAUGGCGCUGUGGAAUGGAGUUAGUCAGCUGGCCAGCGUCGCGCAGCUCGCAGGGGUGGAUGCUUAUGGGCUCAUCUCGAUGAUUGCGGAGGCUGCGCGGACGGUUAAGAGGAACCGGGAGACCUGCCAGCUGCUUGCACGCCGUGCAAGGAUGAUCGGGGACCUUCUGCAGCAGCUCGAAAGAACACGGCUGAUGCAGCACAUGGAGACGAGGAACCCAGUUGAGCAGCUGGAGGAGACGCUUCGGCAAGCAUAUAUUCUCAUCGCGUCCUGUCGUGACAGUGGCUACCUGCAUAGCUGCUGUAUGGGAGGGAAGCAGGCUGAUCUGCUCCGUGAAGUGCAGAAUGAGAUCACCUUCUACCUCCAGGUUUUCCCCCUUGUCAGCUUCGUCGACAACACCCGUACUUGGGAGCGGCUUCUGAGCAGAGCUUGUCCUCUGUGCUCAAGGGAAACUACAGAUGAGUUACAUGCAGUACAUCAUGCGGAACAUGAAGAUAGGCUUAGAACAGAGGCCCUCAAGACCAAUAAAUUUGAAAAUCUGGGAACAACUCCUCCUCCCUCAAAACCUGAGGAAGAGAAAACAGAAGGCCAAGUCAUGAACAUGAGAGGACUAGUAAAUCUCAUUGGUGGCUCAAAAAGAGCAGAAUUAUCACAUUUUAGCUUCUCUCAGAUUUUGGCUGCUACAGACAACUUAUCAGAGAGAAAUUUGGUGGGAAAUGGUGGAUUUGGCUAUGUUUACAAGGGCAAACUAUCUAAUGGUCUUGAUAUUGCAGUCAAAAGAAAAGAUGCAUAUUCAUUUCAAGGUCCACAUGAGUUCAGAACUGAGAUUGAAGCCAUUCCAAAUCUUAAACAUAAAAAUAUAAUUGCUCUACUUGGGUAUUGUGCUCAAGGAGAAGAAGACAUACUUAUCUAUGAAUACAUGCCAAAUAAAUGCUUGGCAUCUAUCGUUGCUGAUGAAACAAAAAGGGAGAUGCUAAAUUGGUCUAAGCGUCUUCAAAUAAUCAAAGGGAUAGCAGAUGGUCUUGUUUAUCUGCAUGGGCAUUCUCAGAUGUGUAUCGUCCAUAGGGACAUAAAAGCAAGCAAUAUCCUGCUGGAUCACGAAAUGAACGCCAAGAUUACUGAUUUUGGUCUGGCACUAAUGUUGGCUCCAAAUACGACUGCAGAGGUGGCUGUUAUGGGCACAUAUGGCUAUGCAGAUCCUGAAUAUGUUGCUACUGGAAUUGUCUCAGAGAAAUCAGAUGUAUAUGGCUUUGGUAUAGUACUUCUUGAGAUAAUAAGUGGAAAGCUUCUUCGGUCUUUUUAUAAUAAAGUGAAGGCGAAGGGCCACACAGGGCUACUGCUUCCUGAUUAUGCACGCAAGUACCAAACGAAGAUGCACAAGUUUGUUGAUCCCUUGCUGCGUGCGAAACAGCAUGAACGCGCUCAGAUUAUGGAAUGUGUGAAGGUGGCCCUGUUAUGCAUUCACCACCAUGCGAAGCAUCGACCUUCCAUGUCGGAAGUCGUUACCAUGCUUGGCAGCAUCAUUGUAUAGUAGCUCAGCAACGUGGCAAUAGAUGAUCAUAUCAGCCUGGUGGUAAGGCUAGAUCAGGUUGUGCUUUUGGAAGAACCACAGAAAUUGUUGCAGUAUCAUAUCCAAAGUGUCAAGUAAUGAACUACUGAAAUAUGUUAAGUUUGGUGAAUCGAUGAUCACGAUUCUGUUAAACACCACAGAGAGAUAGUUGCAACUAAAUAUCCGUGUAAACACACUGUGGUGAGCUGAGGGAGAUAGUCCAACUUAGAGAGCUGGUCAGAGGUCCCUUUCGUGGCCGGCGUCUGUUUUGAGUACAGUUUACUAAUGCUCAGGACAUCGACAUCUGGAAAUCUUGUUGACAAACUGA
Messenger RNA from Setaria italica (foxtail millet), 2731 nucleotides. RefSeq names its product G-type lectin S-receptor-like serine/threonine-protein kinase SD1-13. NCBI's taxonomy places the organism in Eukaryota, Viridiplantae, Streptophyta, Magnoliopsida, Poales, Poaceae. Bases 856 to 2385 code for a protein of 509 amino acids. The transcript is spliced from 9 exons. Gene Ontology annotation, molecular function: ATP binding; protein kinase activity. Gene Ontology annotation, biological process: cell surface receptor signaling pathway; protein phosphorylation. The record is from RefSeq and is a predicted model, not a curated record.